Molecule: messenger RNA, 2031 nt
Organism: Ixodes scapularis (black-legged tick)
Lineage: Eukaryota; Metazoa; Arthropoda; Arachnida; Ixodida; Ixodidae
Exons: 3
Coding region: 118-2031 (637 amino acids)
Molecular function (GO): nucleic acid binding; zinc ion binding
Source: RefSeq, a predicted model, not a curated record
CGCGAAAGGAGUACAGGGCCUGCGAGGAAACGAGGUCUUUGCAUGCCGGUAGUCGCCAUAAAGUCUUAAAGCGGUGGGCCGCGAGAACAAAGGAAGUCUUGGUCCGUUGUGUCCAAGAUGGCGGCUCCACAGGGUCGCGUUCCCGCCGACUUCCUCCCCACGCCCGGCACGCCGGUAAUGCCGUGGCUUACGUGGAAGCGUGGCUUCCUUAACUAUCUUGAGGCGACUGACGCCGACGGUUUUCCGCCAAAGCGGAGAAGGGCGAUCUUGCUGUCCUUUUUGGGAGAAGAGGGGAAUCACGUCGUGGAUGCGUUUGGCCUCGCUGGCCCGGCCGUUGGCGCGUUCCAAGAUGAGUUUCAGGUGUUAUUGUCCGCUCUGGACACUCACUUCGCUUCCGCUCAGAACGUUGUCGUCGAACGCAGGAAGUUUGUCACAAGGGUGCAGGGCCCAGGGGAGACGGUCCUGGAGUAUCUUGGGGCGCUUCGGCGCUUAGCCUCGUUUUGCGACUACGAAGAGUCGUUGGAAAGCCGCGUCGCGGAAAUGUUUAUCUCGGGAAUCCGUAGCGCGGAAGUCCAAGAUCGCCUUAUCAGAGAGUCCGGUGGAGCUCACGCACCGAGCCUCGAGCGUGCUGUCCAGCUGGCGCAGCAAUUCGAGCGGACGUCUCGUGAUUGCGAUCUUUUCCGACGCUUAUCGCUAGACGCAACCCCGAGCGCGCCGCACGUGGUCGAGCGGAUCCAAGAUGGACGCGGUCGCGACCGAGAUGCUCAACAUGGCGGGCAGCCUCCCCGCCGUUGCGGAUCUUCCCCCCCGAGGCGUGAGCGUCCCCUUCCUCCUCCCCCGUCUCCGUCGCAGCGAGAGCCGCGCGAUCCUCCACCCGGGGCGCGUCUCCUCGUUCGCGACGACGGUUGUUUUUUCUGUGGCAGACGAAGCCACCCCCGAGAUGAGUGCCCAGCAUCCAGAGCCACAUGUUUCUCGUGUGGCCGUGAGGGACAUUUUGCAAAUGUGUGUCGAAGCCGACCGAGGGACGACCGGGAUCAACGAAAACUGGCCCUUCCUUCUGGGCGGCGGGCUUCUGCCCGCGGCUACUACGAGCAUCGGCAAGCAAGGCCUGGUCCUACAAGGAUUCAAGGCAUCACCUUCCCGGACUACGAGCUCCCGGCAACAAUCUACACCGUCGCGCCGCCCGAUGAUUUUCCGGAGCGGUGCCGUUUCUGUGGUGGCCGCUGCCACUCAAGGAAGUUUUGUCCGGCCGCACACCGUCGCUGCUUCUCCUGCCAGAAGCAAGGUCAUCUAGACCGUGUCUGCGAGAGUCGACCCCGGUGGCCACGACUCGACCGUGGGGGGCCUAGCAACCCUCCCACCGUGUUCGCGUUCGCCCACCGGAGGCAUCGAGAAAUGCGUCACUUUUCGGCGCCCCGAGCGCCAUGGUCCCGGCCCCGGGGAGGUACCUUGCCCCCGGAGCCCCCACGUCAUGCUGCAACGGGAGAAAGUCCCGCGUUCCUGCUUCAAGGCAGGAACCAUCGCAAUCGUCUUCAUCUUUCGGGGCGUCCAGUCCCCGACCCUCAAGUUCCAAGGUCCACAGUCCAACAAAGACUUCCACAAACAAUCAAGAAAUAUCAAGAACGCAUGAAGAUGUACUCAGACAGAAGGCGUGCUGUCAAGCGGCCGACAUUCAUUCCUGGACAGACUGUCAAGGUCAACAAGCCUCGUCACCGAGGAAAGUUACAGAUGAAGUAUGCUUCUCCUCAGAAGAUCCAAGACCAAAUAACAGCUGGUCAGCUGCCAGCUGGUCAGCCAGCCGUACAGAGACGGCAACUGAGAGUGCAUCUUCCAGCACCUCCUUUGAGGGUGCACCAGAACCAGUGCCAGUGCAAUUACCUGCGAGUGUGUCUUCACCACCAGUCACGACACAGCCCACAUCUCCCAGACCGGAGCCUCCUGAGCUUCAAGAUGUGGAUGUUUCAACGCCCCAGCAUCAAGGUCGUCCGUAACGAUUACGCAGACUGCCAGAACGAUUUAAAGAUUACUUAG